AUGGUGGAGAAUACGAAGGAGUGGAUUUUGAUUGUGUCUCUGCCAGGGCAACAAUGUAAGGUGUACGCUUAUUGUGGGGCAUUUAGUACCUGCAAUCAGUACUCAUCUCCGUUCUAUUUUUGUUUGCCUGGAUUUGUGCAAAAUUUGGAAAAGGAUCGGAAUACGAAGGAUUACUCCGGUGGCUGUGUGAGAAAGAACAAUCUGUGGUGUGAGAAUGGUCCGGAUGGAAAAGAUAAGUUUUUGGCGAAUUCCCAAGUUAUGUUACCUAGUAAUUCUCAAUCAGUGAUGGUGAAGAGUGCUCGAGAAUGUGAAUAUACAUGCUUGAAUAGUUGCUGUUGUACAGCAUAUUCUUCUGAUUGCCAUGAAUGCCUAGUUUGGAAUGGAGAACUAAUGAAUUUGAAAAAACUCUCGGACAAUGAUAGCAAUGGGAGAACUAUCUAUAUUCGGCUUUCUGCCUCUGCUGUCCAGCUUCUGAGCACCAAAUAG
Molecule: messenger RNA, 486 nt
Organism: Fraxinus pennsylvanica
Lineage: Eukaryota; Viridiplantae; Streptophyta; Magnoliopsida; Lamiales; Oleaceae
Source: the annotation of a GenBank genome assembly